AUGUAUCGUGGGAAAGCUGCUGUCUUACAAGGUGCGAAGACUAACAGAAAUAUAUUCUUGGCAAUUUUAUUAGUCACCAUAUUUGGAUGGGUUCUAAUGGAUAAUAUUUAUACAGAUACUGACGUUAAAUCUACACGGGAAGAUAUCAAUUUGUUUACUAAUUUUGGCAGACAUGGUGCUAUGUCGAUAGAUAAUUAUAGGUCAGAGGAUGAUAGAAUCGGUAAGAAUCUGAGAGUUGAGAAAGAAAUUAAAGAUAUAAGAGAAAAGAUACGCUCAGGACCGAGUAAGAAACCUCAACAAAACAAAGAUAUGGUUCAAAAUAUUAACGUGGCAAAGAGACUACCAUGUGAUACAGACCAAGUGGAAUGUAAUUUUAAAGAAAUUCUUUAUAAUUCUCCUGUUGUUCUUCUAACACAUUCUUCAGAAGAUGAAUCAACGCAUAUUCAAGGAAAAUUACAUGCAACUUUUGAAACAUAUCCACAAGUACUUGUAGUUGAUAUGGAUAAGACACCACAAGGGAAAAAUUUGUUUUCGUAUGUUAAAUCGUUAUAUAAGAUUAAGGAUUCAACAAUACCUUUACUCUUUAUCAAUGGACAAAUGAUACCACCAGCUAGGUUACAAGAAGAUCUUCAAGAUCAAACAAAACAUUCUGACUUGUUGAAAAGACUUACUGAAUUGGGAAAAGAUAAUGUUAUAAUUAAGAAAAAAGUAAUUCCAUCAAAUGUUUGA
Messenger RNA from Maudiozyma saulgeensis, 729 nucleotides. The record is from the annotation of a GenBank genome assembly. NCBI's taxonomy places the organism in Eukaryota, Fungi, Ascomycota, Saccharomycetes, Saccharomycetales, Saccharomycetaceae.